AUGGCUGUUGGAUUGGAUGUUAGCGUAAUUGCAAUAAAAACUCUUAAUAAGUUUUUGGAAGACUUUAUUCAACAAUAUUCUGUAAAUUCUGAUCAACAAUUAGUUGCUAAUACUGUUGCAAGAGAAAUUCAAGAUGAUGAAUCAAGUAAAGAUAAUCAAGAAAAUAUUGCACCUUUUGAUAUUUCUACUGUUCAAAAUCCUAUAACUAAAAAGAGAAAAGGAGCCCCAAGAGUUAAACAUAUUAAAAGCUCACUUGAAACGAAAAAUAUUCAAUCAAUUACUAAAAAGUUAAAGUAG
Molecule: messenger RNA, 297 nt
Organism: Racocetra persica
Lineage: Eukaryota; Fungi; Glomeromycota; Glomeromycetes; Diversisporales; Gigasporaceae
Source: the annotation of a GenBank genome assembly